This is a messenger RNA of Panthera uncia (snow leopard), 2276 nucleotides long. It is a transcript of the gene APOOL, whose product is annotated as apolipoprotein O like. Gene Ontology annotation, biological process: cristae formation. The transcript is spliced from 9 exons. Lineage: Eukaryota; Metazoa; Chordata; Mammalia; Carnivora; Felidae. The coding region runs from base 85 to 870 and encodes 261 amino acids. Gene Ontology annotation, cellular component: MICOS complex. The record is from RefSeq and is a predicted model, not a curated record.
CGGGGCUCGUGAGGGGAGCAGAGUUGAAUUGUUUUGUCCCUCUCCGCCCACCAUAUGAAAACUUAGACGGAGAAGGUCACAGAUAUGGCGGCUAUCAGGAUGGGAAAACUGAUAACCAUACCUGCAGGUCUGAUGUGUGCAUCUAUAAGUGUACAUGCAGCCAAAGAAGAAGAAUUGAAAAAGCAUCUAGUAAAACCAGAGCAGCUCCCCAUAUAUACCACACCACCUCUGCAGUCUAAAUAUGUUGAAGAGCAGCCUGGUCAUUUACAAAUGGGCUUUGCAUCCAUCCGCAAAACAACUGGUCAUUAUAUUGGCUGGUGUAAGGGUGUUUAUGUCUUUGUGAAAAAUGGGAUAAUGGAUACAGUACAAUUCGGAAAAGAUGCUUAUGUCUAUCUGAAGAAUCCACCUAGAGAUUUUCUUCCAAAAAUUGGAGUGAUUACAGUUUCAGGAUUAGCAGGCUUGUUUUCAGCAAGAAAAGGUUCCAGGUUUAAGAAAAUUGCUUAUCCCCUGGGACUGGCUACUUUAGGAGCAACUGUUUGCUACCCAGUUCAGUCAAUAAUAAUUGCAAAGGUAACUGGGAAAAAGGCAUAUACUACAAGCCAGCAAAUUUAUGAAGCAGUUAAAUCAUUGUGGACAAAAAACAACAAAAAAGAGUCACUCCCUAAACCUAAAGAAAGAACUAAGAUAGAAAACUCUGGUGAAAUAGAAAUAUCUGCAAAAACAACUCACAACCUGAAAUUUUCAGUGCCUUUGUCAACAGAACUCAUCUUUGAAACAAAGACAGAAUCGGAAUCUACCUCAGGAGCCACGGUUGUUGUGUUGGAGAGUCAAACUAACCUGGAUUCAGUCUUGGCUCCACUUAUCAACUAAGUGAGAUUAGUCAAUUUUCUUGAUCUCUCUGAAUUAAAAUUUCCUUAUCUGUAAAACAAGGAUAAUAUAAAAAUAUCCUCUGUCUCAUGGUGGUAAUAUGAGAUAAUGAAGGAAAAUAAUGUAGUAUCUUGUCUGGCACAAUAUCCACUUAUCAAGAUCAUUAUUGAUCCACAUAUUGCCAACUCCGGUACAUUUUCAAUCGCCAUCUUAUGCAGUGCCUCAGUAAUUUUUAACACAAAAGAUUACUCCCUCCUCGUUGAAAGAAUCUCUUCACUUGGCUUGUCGGAUACCACUUGCUCUUGAGUCUCUCACUUCACUUGACUGGUUGUUCCUUCUCAGCCUUCUCUCAUACAUUCUCCUAAUUUUAUUUAACUCAAAAAAUUGGAGUAUCCACAGGGCGCAUUCAUCAAAGGACCUCUUCUCUGAUGCUCUAGAUGAUCUCAUAGUCCUGUAAUUUGAAUGUCGUAUAUAAAUUAGUACUAUAAAAUUUAUAAAGCAGCCAAGGCCUCUCCUGAGCUGUAGAGACUCAGAUUUCCAACAGAUUACUCAACAUUUGUACUCAGAUAUCUAGUUAGCAAUACAAAUUUAACACAUCCAAAACUUGGCACUUCACUUGCCUUUCCCAUGCUUCUCCCACAUUUUUCCCUAUCUCUGUAAAUGUCAACUCCAUCCUUCUAGUUUCUCAAGUUAGAGUCUCUCUCACAUAGCAUGUCCAAACCACUUGGGGAAUUCUGUCCAUUCCACCUUUAGAAGUUACCCAGAAUCCAAUCCCUUUUCACCACCUCCACAGCUACUGGUCUGCCCACUUCCACCCUUAUUUCCCUAUAGUCUCUUCUCCCCACAGACAAGAGUGAUCUUUUAAAAAAUACAACAUCAUGUCACUGCUCUGCUCAAAAUUGUCCAUCUAGCAUUAAAAUAAAAGAGAAACACUACAGCCCUGUGUGGCUUAGCUUUCUGUUGUUUUCUGAUCAUAUCUUCUGUCAUUCUCACUGUACCCACAAUCACCACAUCUUACCUAGUCUGUUCCAGCCAUAUUGACCAUGUUGUGUUUCCUCAGACAUGCAUCAGGUCCAUUAUACUUGCAAGGUAUUUUCCUCCAAUAUCUACAGGGCUCACACCCUCACUCACCUCCUUCAGUUCUUUGCUCAGUUAUUACCUAACUAGAAGGCCACCGUGUUUAAAAUUACAAAUCACUCAAGCACUCUAUAUGCCCCUCCCUGUUUCAUUUUUUGCAUAGCACUUACUAUCAUCUGAUAUAUCUUUUACUUAAUUUAUUAUCUCUCUUGCCCAACUUAAAUGUUAGGUCGAUGUUGACAGAGAUUUUUAUUUUAUUCAUUGCUGCAUUCCCAGUACCAACAAUAAAUCUGUGAAAUGAAUGACUAAUUUUUUUUUUUCAUUUUACUACU